Messenger RNA from Marchantia polymorpha subsp. ruderalis, 2186 nucleotides. The record is from the annotation of a GenBank genome assembly. NCBI's taxonomy places the organism in Eukaryota, Viridiplantae, Streptophyta, Marchantiopsida, Marchantiales, Marchantiaceae.
ACUCCACGAGUUUGUUCACUGUUGUCCUUGCGCAUGGUUAAACCUCGGAAUCGGAGCAGCGAAUGGGGCACUUGGUUAGGAAAGGGACUGUUGUCAGGGGGAGAGGGCGAGGCAAGGGUCCGUGUCUGUAGUGAUUGGUUCAUUCUCACUACUCGGAAAACUGUGCAAGACUCGCACAUCCGAGGAUCGGUCGGUCUUGUAGCACGUCGAGGGAAUUCGAGACCGGACUUUGGAAGAAUUGAGAUGUCAAAUCCGUGUGUCGGAAGGUGUAUGCUAUCUUGAUCGGUGAUUUUCUGUGUACAGUUGGGAGUGGGAGUGGGACGGGGACGGGGAGUUCGAGAUUGAGUGAAGGGGAUAUUGUUUUGGACAACAGCGUGCAGACCAGGGAAUCGAGUGAAGUUCAUGGCUACUGCACUUUCUCUCCGGGUCAGAUUGCCUUUGCGAAUGCGAGGGCAUUCCCUUGUCGCUCAGAAGCCUUUCGUGAAGCAAGAAGUUAACUUCGUGAAGCCAAAACGAACUAGAGGAGUGCGUUGCAGUAGCGGGACAGAUGAUGAGAAUUACGUUCCAGCUCAUGUUAUCGAAGCCGUGAGUAUGAUGCCAUCACAGGGUCAGCUUUACAUGACUUUAUUUGAUGGAAGGGAAGUGGAAGUAAAUCAUGUCAAUCCGACGAAGGGCCAACUUCUUUAUAAAGCUAGUACUCCUACAAUAUUUUUGAAAAUGUCUGAUGAGUCGAAUCUAAUGCUUCCAAUCGUUGUGGGUGAGACUGCAGUUGCAAUGCUCAUGAAAGCUUUACAUGAUGGCGAGAAGCUGGGAAGACCGAACCAGUAUCAAAUUUUGAAAAACAUCGUCGGGGCUUUGAACUACGAGGCACGGAUGGUGAAGGUCACGGAGAGAGUGCUGGACACUUACUAUGCCCGUAUAUACAUUGCCAAGCCUGGAGAUGAGGAGUUGUUGAGUGUGGAUGCGAGGCCAUCAGACGCCAUCAACUUGGCGGUGAGAUGCAAGAUUCCGAUCUACGUCAACAAAGAUAUUGUCACCGCUGAUGCAGUGAAAGCUGUCCAUCAAACCGUAUAUCGUAAAAAAACUGCGUAUCCCAGGCGUGCCAGACAACAUGACGAUUUCCUGGAUGGUGCAGAUGACGAACCCGACACCAUGGCCGAGGAAAUCUCUAUCAUGAAAAGUAUGCUCUUAGCCGUUAAAGAAGAGCGUUAUGCCGACGCAGCUCGUCUGCGGGAUGAGUUGUUGAAACUUCGGGCCCUGGCUGAGUGGCAACUUCGCCAGGUAUGUAUGGGAUUGCCUUGCAAUUGAUUCAACCUUCAUGAUCCUGAAGCAGGGAUGUAACUUCAGAGUGCUCUUUCAAAUAGUUUGAGAGAAACUAUAAGAUGUUCUAAUAGGACUGUGCACUGAACCGCUUUACUGCAUAUCAGCUUGCCAUCGUCUUGGAACAGCUUACUGCCAAAGUGAACAGAGUUUGCAGUUGAUUUCGCUAGCAGACUAGUGUCUUCAUUUACCGCUUGUUAGGCAUGGCUCGCUGAUAUGUGACUUCCUUAGAUGUAAAUGAGUUAUGGACACAUGGAAGGAUGAAUGUUCCUCAGUGUUACUAGGUCGGCUACCGAAGUAGGUCAUGGUCCUGCACAGAUAUACGUCCCGGAGCAAACUCACACAAUACGCGUGUUUGUCCUAACCUGUUACGAAAAUUAACCUGGUCUGCUGGUAAUUUGUAGACGUAUGGUGUGUAGACAUUUAGAGCAUGAGAGCAGCUGCGUACACUUCGGACACCUAUCACUGCAGGCGUUGUGCUAGAUUCUGCCUCCGCUGAUAAACACGUUUUAGAGACGACCUCGUCAGGAUCCUCGGAGCUCUUGAGUAUAUAUUGGGGGAAACUGAUUAGUAUUCUGGAGACACGGAACUGGAAGGUGCUUAUGAUACCUACUUUUGGAGGAAGCGUCUUCGAUGAAUCGCGAAGGGAUUAUACUCUUGGGUUAUCCUGUACAGUCAACAUUACUAAGAAGAGUAUAUCCAAGAAUCUAGGUGCUUUCAGUUAGUUCAUGUUGUCGACUGUUGGUGGAAGAAAACAGUCGUGUGAUUAGGACCUUCACAACCAGAUUAUGAUGUACAUAGAAGUAACGCCUUUAGCUUCGGAUCUUGGGUGUAAUAUAGUAAAGUAAAGGCUUUGUUACACUUUU